This is a messenger RNA of Ailuropoda melanoleuca (giant panda), 7377 nucleotides long. It is a transcript of the gene SACK1H, whose product is annotated as scaffolding CK1 anchoring protein H. Gene Ontology annotation, cellular component: keratin filament. The transcript has 5 exons. The record is from RefSeq and is a predicted model, not a curated record. Gene Ontology annotation, molecular function: protein kinase binding; keratin filament binding. Bases 2048 to 5791 code for a protein of 1247 amino acids. Gene Ontology annotation, biological process: positive regulation of cell migration; protein localization to cytoskeleton; signal transduction. Lineage: Eukaryota; Metazoa; Chordata; Mammalia; Carnivora; Ursidae.
GGGGAGGUCGCCGGGGCCGCGUGUGCCGCCGUGGACGCGAGCGCCCUCGCACGACGCCGACCCGGCAGGAGCCGAGUGGGAAGGGGCCCGGGGCCCCGGGGCCAGCCUGCCCGGGCCGUCCUUACUCGCUCCCGCCCUCGCGGCCUAGCUGGAGCCUAGGGAGAGUGCUGGGCCCGGCCUGGACCCCCUCCCUGAGGGGACCCCGCCCCGGGCUCCUGGGACCGGGGGUGGCCGGGGAGGCCGAAGCGCAGUCUGGCGUCCUGCGUGGAGUGCCGGGAGAGCGGAAGGCCCUGGUUCCCUCGCGCCCAAGUCCCCGAACGGGGGCGGGUGGAUGGGACACCAGGCCCAGGCAGCCGCUAGCUCCUCGGUGCACUAAGCCCUUUUGGCCCCGCGGGGCACGCGGCGAAGACUACAGCUCAUCAGCUUCGGUCUGUGCGUCCCAGCCGGCCGAAUCCCACCCCCCAACCUCGUCCGCGUUGCCCAAGGCUUGCACAGACUUCUGCGGGGAAGCCUGCGCCCGGCUGUACGGUCGCCUCGCCUUGUGCUCCUUCCAGUCACUUAGAAAACCCACCUCCUACCCAGGUGGGAGGUCCCUAGUUAGGGGUCCACUAGGGCCCUGAGGGCCCUGGAGGCUUUUCUGCCUUGUGUCAGGGGUCAGAGGUCAGCAGCAAAGGAGCAGAUUCCUGCUGAGUCAUCUGCCGGGGUGGGAUAAGUGCUCCCCCACCUUAGGGCAGGCAUUUAGUAGGCGGAUGUGUGAGGAGCCCUGCUGUUGGGGCCCUGUCCACUGCCCAGUCCACAGUUGAGGGGUGUGCAAGGUGAAAGGAAUAAAGGCAGUGGGGACAUGGGGAUUACUGUGUGAGGCCAUGCAGGGCCACCUGGUGUGGGCACUCAGGAUGGGCCCCCCCUUCCUGACGAGUCCUGUCUGCUGAGGUGGUUCCUGGGCACCAUGGCACCUGUCCCCCCCCCACCCCCGCCACCUGCCAGCCUGGACAGUUCUGUUGAUUCCCCUCCCAGUGAAGCACGGAGGACUGCAGGGCUCCCCAGCUUGGGAAGGCUCCCUCUCCACCAUAGGAUAGUGCCCACAAGCCUUGCCUGGUCUGACGCUGACCCCACGCAGCCAAAUUCCAGUGUCUUCCCGCCCCCCACCCUCUGUUGGACACUGUGGGAGACACUCCCCCACGGUGACCAGGUACAGUGGGAGACCCCACUACAGACAGACCUGCACCUUGUGCCCCAGUGUGGUCCGCCCCUGAGAGCAGUGUGGGCAUCUUGUAUGUAACUGUGUAGGGGCUGGUACCCUGAUGAAGGAACGGCAGAACAGCUUUCCCUCAGACCGUCCAGCAGGUAGCCUCGCCCAGCCCCACGGCACGUCCAAUCAGCCUGUCACCCCCCCAAGGGAGAGUGGACAGGAGAGGUUCCUCAGGUCGUCAUACACAGCAGUCUUGGCCCUGACAUCCUCCCGUUCCCAGCUGCCUCCAACCACCCAGUGACCCCAGCCAGUCCAGCAACCAGCUGCCCCUGAGGACUGGGCCACACUGUGCAGUCUGGCAGGACCAGCAUCUGGGAACCCGUGAGCUAGGUGGGAUCCGAAUCCGGCUCAGUCCCAGCCCCAAGCAGCAGCUGGGGUGGGGUGGGCAGUGCCUGGCACUCUCCUUCCAGGGUAGGAGGAGGACAGGUAUCCGGGCAGUUCAGGGAUUGGAGAUUGAUGCCCCCUAGGAAUCUAAAAGAGGCCCCCAUGUGGCCUUCCAGAGCUAAUGGCAGCUUCUCCCAGCCUAGGCCCCCUCACAGGCCCUUGGGAGGCAGGUGGACUGGAGUGGAUGAGGUGGGGCUUAGGUGUCAGUGUGAAGUUGGGACAAGGGGAGACGCAUAUCUGGAGCCCAGGAGGAGCCCAAUGGCCACGGCCAAGGAUUCAGGCUUUAUCCAGAGCACGGGGGGAGCAGGGCAUGACCAGAGACAGAAGACCACCACUGGCACACAGGUCUGGGCUUAGCCAUGCAGGACUCUAAGCUUCUGGAGAGAGGAGGCUGCUGCCCGGAUCUUCCAGGGGAUGUCGCCCAGAGAGUUUUUAUCUAAGGUGGCACGGUGGCUAGAGAAGUGGAGGGAUGGGUCAGAGGGAAGGGAGUGGUCCUGGAGGACAGGAACAAAGGGCAAAGGUCAGAGUUUGGAGGGCUGUGAAGUCUGUGAAUGGGUUGUGGGGCUCAGAGUGUGUGAGCCCAUAGGAUGGGUGCAGGUGUGGCCAGGGACUGCGGACUUAAUGGCCCCUGGCCCCGACAUGGCCCGUCGCUCCCAGAGCUCCUCGCAGGGGGACAACCCACUGGCACCCGGGUACCUGCCGCCUCACUACAAAGAGUACUAUCGCCUGGCGGUGGAUGCCCUGGCUGAGGGGGGGCCGGAGGCCUACAGCCGCUUCCUGGCGUCCGAGGGGGCACCUGCCUUCCUGUGCCCCGAGGAGCUGGAGCACGUGAGCCGCCACCUGCGGCCCCCACAGCAUGUUGCUCGCGAUCCCCCAGAAGACAGCCCCCCCAAUGUGGACAUGGAUGGCUCCUCAGGCACCUACUGGCCCAUGAACUCAGACCAGGCAGUGCCCGAGCUUGACUUGGGCUGGCCCCUGACCUUCGGCUUCCAGGGCACUGAAGUCACCACGCUGGUCCAGCCUCCACCGCCGGACAGCCCCAGCAUCAAGGAUGAGGCUCGGAGGAUGAUCCGCUCUGCCCAGCAGGUGGUGGCCGUGGUGAUGGACAUGUUCACCGACGUGGACCUGCUCGGUGAGGUGCUGGAGGCAGCCGCUCGCCGCGUCCCGGUCUACAUCCUCCUGGACGAGAUGAACGCGCAGCACUUCCUAGACAUGGCCGACAAGUGCCGCGUCAACCUGCACCACGUGGAUUUCCUGCGCGUGCGCACUGUGGCGGGCCCCACCUACUACUGCCGUACUGGGAAGUCCUUCAAGGGCCACGUGAAGGAGAAGUUCCUGCUCGUGGACUGUGCCGCGGUGAUGAGUGGGAGUUACAGCUUCAUGUGGUCCUUCGAGAAGAUCCACCGAAGCCUGGCGCACGUGUUCCAGGGCGAGCUGGUCUCCAGCUUCGAUGAGGAGUUCCGCAUCCUGUUCGCUCAGUCCGAGCCUCUGGUGCCCUCGGCGGGGGCGCUGGCCCGCAUGGACGCUUACGCCCUGGCUCCGUACGCGGGAGCUGGGCCCCUUAUGGGCGGCCAGGUGACCGGGGCGCCGACGCCUUUCUCCUUCCCCAAACGAGCGCACCUUCUGUUCCCACCGCCUCGGGAAGAGGGCCUGGGUUUCCCCUCCUUCCUCGACCCCGACCGCCACUUCUUGUCGGCCUUCCGCCGGGAGGAGCCAGCGCGGAUGACCGCGGGAGCCCUGGAGCCGCACGCGGGGCUGCGGCCGCUGUCGCGGCGGCUGGACGCCGAGGCAGGACUAGGGGGAGAGCUCGCGGGCCCGCGGGGCUUGUUCCAGGCCCGGCAUCUGGAGAUGGACACCUUCAAGCGGCACAGCUAUGCGGCCGCCGAUGGCACCGGCGCAGUGGAGAACUUUGCGGCCGCGCGGCAGGUGUCACGGCAGACGUUCCUCAGCCACGGUGACGACUUCCGCUUCCAGACCAGUCACUUCCACCGUGACCAGCUCUACCAGCAGCAUUACCAGUGGGACCCGCAGCUUGCGCCGGCGCGUCCGCAGGGCCUGUUCGAGAAGCUGCGCGCUGGCCGCCCCGGCUUCGGGGAGCACGACGACUUUGCGCUAGGGCCCGGGCCACGUUUCCCCGAGCUCGGCCCCGACGGACACCAGCGGCUGGACUACGUGCCGUCCAGUGCGUCGCGCGAGGUGCGCCACGGCUCAGAUCCCGCCUCGGGGCCCGGGCCCCGCGGCCUGGAACCCAGCGGGGCCCCACGCCCCAACCUGGGCCAGCGCUUCCCUUGCCAGGCAGUGGCAAGGCUGGGCCCAGACGCCGCGCCCGAUGCCGACCAGGAGCGCAGAGGCGGGCCCGAGGGGCGGGCCGGGCUGCGGCACUGGCGCUUGGCCUCCUACCUGAGCGGUAGCCAUGGCGAGGACGGGGGCGAAGAGGGCCUGCCGGCACCCAUGGAGGCUGAGGCCUAUGAAGACGAUAUUCUGGUGUCCGGGGGCCGAAUGGGCCCCGGGGACCUGCUCCCCUCAGCCUCCCGUGCGCCCAUAUCCUUUCCGGCCAAGGGCCUGGUGCCCUGCCCCGGCGGUGGCGACAGCCCAGAGCGCGAGGGCCUGGAGGAGGCAGGUCUGGCCAAGCAGGACUCCUUCCGCUCGCGUUUGAACCCGCUGAUCCAGCGCAGCUCGCGCCUGCGCUCCUCCCUGAUCUUCAGCGCUUCGCAGGCCGAGGGCGCCGGUGGGGCCAUGGGGGCCACCAUUGAGAAGGCGCAACUGCUGCACAAGGAGCAGGCAGUCACCGAGGCGCUGGGCCCCAGUGGCGAGGCCAUGCACUCCGCCACGUCCACCAAGGUGGCCGAGCUCCUGGAGAAAUACAAGGGUCCGGCGCGUGAUGCUGGAGGGGCGGGGGCCCCGGUCACAGUCGCCAGCCAUAGCAAGGCUGUAGUGUCCCAGGCGUGGCGGGAGGAGGCGGUGACGCCGGGUGGGGCAGGGGGUGGGGUGGGGAGCGAGCGCCGCAGCCUCGAGAGCUGCCUGCUGGACCUGCGCGACUCCUUCGCACAACGGCUGCACCAGGAGUCCGAGAGGCAGCCCGGAGCUGCCACGCUUACUGCCACCCAGCUGCUAGACACGCUGGGCCGGAGCGGCACUGACCGGCUGCCCUCCCGCUUUCUCUCUGCCCAGGGCCGCUCCGCCUCCCCACAAGGGCGGGUCAGCCCCCCGCUGGAGGGGCCCGGGCCGCGCCAGGCACCUCACCCUGAGCCAAAAGGGAGCCCCACCUCUGCCUACCCUGAGCCGAAAGGGAGCCCCACCUCGGCCUAUAAUGAGCGCAGGGGCAGCCCAGUCCCCCCUGUGCCGGAGCGCAGGGGCAGCCCGGUGCCCCCUGUGCCGGAGCGCAGGGGCAGCCCGGUCCCCCCUGUGCCGGAGCGCAGGGGCAGCCUAACCCUUACCUUCUCCGAGGAGUCUCCCAAGACUGGGACCGUGGAGGAGGCGGCUGGCGGCCCCAUGGAAGUCCUGCGCAAGGGCUCCCUGCGCCUCCGCCAGCUGCUGAGCCCCAAGGGGGAACGGCGCACAGAGGAAGAGGGCGGCUUCCCAGCGCCGCAGGAGAACGGGCAGCCCGAGAGCCCCCGGCGGCCGUCGCUGGGCAGGGCUGAUAGCACCGAGGCUGCCGCUGGAGACGAGCGGGGCCCGCGGGCGCGCAUGGCCUCCGCCACGGCGAACGCCUUGUACAGCAGCAACCUGCGGGAUGACACGAAAGCCAUUCUGGAGCAGAUCAGCGCCCACGGCCAGAAACACCGCGGGGUCCCCGCCCCGGCCCCCGGCCUGGCUCACAGCAGUCCUGAACUAGGCCGCUCACCAGCUGCUGGCGGCCUGGCCCCUGACAUGUCCGACAAGGACAAAUGUUCCGCCAUCUUCCACUCGGACAGCCUGGGGACGCAGGGUAGGCUAAGCCGCACCCUGCCCACCAGCGCGGAGGAUCGCGACCGGCUACUGCGCCGCAUGGAGAGUAUGCGCAAGGAGAAACGCGUUUAUAGUCGGUUUGAGGUCUUCUGCAAAAAGGAAGAGGCCGGAGGCCCAGGGACAGGGGAGGGCACAGCAGAGGACGACACCAGGGACAGCAAGGUGGGCAAGUUCAUGCCCAGGAUCCUGGGUACUUUCAAAAAGAAGUGAGCCUCCUGGCCCGCCAGCUCCGGACCGGGCGCCUGCCUCACUGCCGCCACCACCAGGCGGAGCACCUGGCUCUCCCGUCAAGGCAGCAUGCGAGCGGCUGAGCACAGCCGGAGCUCGGCUCCGCCUGGAGCUUUCCCAGUAGCUGCCUUGCCUUUGGUCCCGGCCUCUUUCCACGCGGGCGCCAGCCCCUCACCGCCUCUAGCUCCGUCCCUGCCCCUGUGCCCUGAGUCUCCCCCUUCCUACGCAUCUGCCUCCAUCUCCUCUUUGGGCUUCAGGUCCCCUUUAGACCUUCGUUCACCUCAGGGCCCCAUCUUUUUGUGCCUUAGGGCCCCCACCUUUUGGGGGGCCCAUCUCUGUGCCUUGGUCCCCCAUCUUUGGGGGCCCCACGUCUCAGGGCUUCCGUGUCUCAGGGUUCCCCUCUGCUCACUGCCUCCUGGCUCUGCGGCUUCCUCGCUGCUGCCUCUCUUCUGUGUCCUGGCAGCCCCAGCCCCUCUCCCUGGGCCUCCCACCUCCCCGGGGCUGGGGUCUCCCCCUCCAGGGGGCUCAGGGCUCACUUCCUGCCCUGCUUGCAUUCCUCCUCACUGCCUCCUGGCACCCUCCUCAGUGGCCCGUCCUUUCAUUUUGGGGGGCAGGGCUGGCUGCAGGCCAUUUGUGCUGGCGGUGGGACCAGACCCAAAGGUGGUUCCUCUCGGAAGUGCUGUCCGCUGGGCCGCUGCGGGGGGUGGGGGGUGAGUGGGGCCCAGAGGACCCCUGAGAGACUGUCCUGCCAGGAGAACUGAGGCCAACCUGGGCCCCUUCCUGCAGGGCUUCAGCCAGCACCCCAGCACCCGGCAAGGGGUGAGAGCAUCGGGUUUUGGAGCACAACAAAGCCAGGGCUGGAUGGAUGCUGGGCCUCGGCCAUGCCCUGGAAAAGGGCUGGAUGGGAAAGCUUAUGAACAGGGGAGGGGAGGGGUGCAGUGGGGUGGUGCCUGAGUCCUAGCCCAUUGCUCCAAGGGUCCUGACCCUUCAGGUGCUCAGCGGACCCUGCCUGACUCCACCCUGUUCUGGAUCCCUCCCUCUUUGUCACCGGCCUGCCAAGUUGAAGUUUCCCCACCUACCCUUCUUCUUUUUCACCUCUGGAGAGUGACUUUGAUUUGGAAUAACACGUUUUGACGCCUGCCGCUUAGGACGUGCCCUGCUGUAAGCGCUAGCGUUGUGGAAGCAGCAUUUCUGCAACUGGUUUGCUUUGCUUUGUGUUCAAGAAUAAGAAACCGCAAUCACUCAGACUGGGAAAAGAUUUAAGGAACAAGGCCGUGGAGCAAAGGCAGCAGUCUGACUCCAAACAGCGGGAGAAGGGCGGGCGGGGUGGGGGCUGGGGGUACUCUGGUUCAGGUGGAAAAGGUCACCGAGGAGCCAGAUGUGCUGGACUGUUCCUUGGCCUUGAGGUGCUUGCUGACACGUGUGCUAUGGCGUGGCUUGCUGUGGCCCCGUUGCUCAGGGGGAGCCCUUGCAGCCUCCUGUCUGCGUCCUCCACGUCGUGCUGAACAACACAUUUCAGAUGUCAGUCUGCACAUUUUGGUGUUAAUAAAACACAACAAAAUACUCCA